Ilex paraguariensis (yerba mate) is the source of this 1155-nucleotide messenger RNA. The record is from the annotation of a GenBank genome assembly. Lineage: Eukaryota; Viridiplantae; Streptophyta; Magnoliopsida; Aquifoliales; Aquifoliaceae.
AUGAGCCUUAUAUGCAACGGGAUGAUUAAUAUUUUUCUCUCGUUAAAUUUCUCGUUCAUAAUCUCUACAACUUACUAUGUUGCUCCUGCAUCAACUGCCCAUGCUGUAUUUUUCUGUCUUAGUCUCUUAACACCUGCAUUUGGGCCAGCGACGUUUUAUGUGGAGAAGUGCUCACAGAUUCCAUUUUUUCUUGUUUCUGCAAUUAUUGCUCUUGCAUUUGUUACAAUCCACACUUUCUCUAUGGUCAUUGCAUUUAAUGGAUACGCAGAAGGGAAUAAGUUUGACCAAUUCUUUGUUCCCACAGUUCACCUGCUUGCAGGAAUGCUGAAUUCGUUCGUAGAAGAUGAGAAUGCCAGUUCCGAACUGAGAAAGGCGUGUGAGAAAUCCUCUCACCCGCCAUUGGUGCACCUAUUGAUGUGGGAGGGCUCACAGCCAGGUCAUUUGGUUUUAAACGGAAAUCCUCCUUCUAAUUGGAAGCUAUUAAGGGUGCGAGCAGCCCCGGCUAACAAAUUGUUUCUCUCGUUAAAUUUCUCGUUCAUAAUCUCUACAACUUACUAUGUUGCUCCUGCAUCAACUGCUGGUGGUUUAGGUCAUGGUGUAGCCCAUGCUGUAUUUUUCUGUCUUAGUCUCUUAACACCUGCAUUUGGGCCAGCGACGUUUUAUGUGGAGAAGUGCUCACAGAUUCCAUUUUUUCUUGUUUCUGCAAUUAUUGCUCUUGCAUUUGUUACAAUCCACACUCUCUCUAUGGUCAUUGCAUUUAAUGGAUACGCAGAAGGGAAUAAGUUUGACCAAUUCUUUGUUCCCACAGUUCACCUGCUUGCAGGAAUGCUGACACUGAUAAAUCUUGCAUCUGGGGGUUGCAUUAUUGGAAUUCCUCUCCUCUAUGCAAUGGCAAUCUUGACCUUGAUGCAUUGUGCGAAGAUGGUUUGGAGAAGAUUGACAGACACCCGAGUCGAAGAUGAGAAUGCCAGUUCCGAACUGAGAAAGGCGUGUGAGAAAUCCUCUCACCCGCCAUUGGUGCACCUAUCGAUGUGGGAGGGCUCACAGCCAGGUCAAUUGGUUUUAAAUGGAAAUCCUCCUUUUAAUUGGGAGCUAUUAAGGGUGCGAGCAGCCCCGGCUAAUAAAUUUGUGAGGUUGAAAGGCCCGAAGAACUAA